CACUCCCCACCCAAUGCCAGGUCCUGCUCUGGCUAAGGGAGAGGACACAGACACACACACACACACAUAGACACUGGAGCAAGGAAGAUUUCUAGAACAGCCAUUUGUGAUAACACACUAUAAACCUUGCUGAACUUAACUGGACUAUCACACACAUUGAGGAGUUACAUAAUUUCAGCGACUACUUCAUGUGGGAAGGAGGAGAGACUAACAAGCUGUAAACGAUUGAAAAAGUAGUGCUCCAAGAUUGUCAUCAUGAAGUUACAUGUGGCACUAUUUUUUGCUGGGCUCUUUGGUGCAUUGGCAACUCUGUUCAUUCUCUUGUCUUUUGGCACGGACUAUUGGCUCUUGGCAUCAGAGACCUGCAAUACACGUUCAAAUGGUCCAGUUACUUUGGAGCGAGGUGAUGUCGUGGUCAACCAGGGUCAGCUCCAAGUUAGUGACGGCCAGAACAUUACCUUUCAUCAUGAGGGCUUCUUUUGGCACUGUACCUUUAAUGACAUCAUGACUGAUGACAAUCUGUGGAAGUUCUGGUUUGAAAAUCAGCCACAUGAAAGGGUAUGCAAACCUGCAUAUCUUCUCCCCUUUCCCAUCCCUGACGACAUCUACAACACUACCAGCUACCAGACUGCCAUAAUCUACAGAGGCUUCUGGAGCGUCUCCAUGUUGGUGGGUGUGGCCACUGUGGUGGCUGGCGGUUUCAUUAUCAUUUGCGCAGCUCCGUUUGCUAGUCAUCGCCUUUAUAAAGCAGGGGGUGGACUCUACCUCAUUUCUGGUUUCUUCCUUCUCACUGUCACUGUGAUGUAUGUUAUCUGGAUAGAUGUUUUGGAGGUCAUGAGCUCGUAUGAGGAAUAUCAGCGAAAUCAGUGCUUAGAGUUUGAGCUCAAUGUGACUUAUGGGUUAUCUUUCAUGUUUGCUCCAGUGGGCGUGUUCUUCUGUCUUCUGUCUGGUCUUCUCUUUCUGGUGAUUGGGCGUACAGUCCAACAUCAUUAUAACUGAACCUCAUGAAUAGUAUGGAAACAGAACAAUGAAAUUGUAUGUUCCAAGUGCAUUAAGUAUCUGUCACUGAAGAAAAAAUGUUUGGGCUCUAAACUCUUGAGUGUGCGUUAACAUUACGAUAGGUUGGGGUACAGAUAUUAUAAAUCUGAUUUGAAUUUGCCUUCGAAAUUUGCAAAUGUUGCUUCAGUAUUUGGUCAUCAUGUGUGCUGUGAGCAGUACUGUAAACAACGAUCAUGAAUGGUUUGGGAACACUUCAUGUAUGUGUGAGUGUUUAUGCGAGUAUAGUGUUGCACAAAACAUUAAAUUAUGUUCAAUAUGUGUAUGUUGCCUGAAAAAAUAGCAAAACAUUCUGGUAUCCUUCUCUCUGCCUGCUUAAACCUUCCUAUAGUUUUACCCAUUUUCCAUUUUCCACUUUGCAUUUUGAUUAUUAACUAUAAAGUUGUUGUUGUUUUUUCCCACCCCAAAGGUUUUAACAUAUAUAUAGACAGAUUUUUCUCCUGACCUGAAAGCUUUAGGCUUUACUUGAACAGCUUGUUGUUCACACACACCAUAGCACACACAUAUAUAUAUUUGCUUUGUAAAUAAUAUUAUGCUAUCUCAUACAAUUGACCUGUAAUAUUUCAAAAGAUUCAUUAAACCUUUAAUUUAAAAGAAAUGUGCGUUUUAUAUUAAAGUUGCGAUAAAAUGUA
This is a messenger RNA of Pimephales promelas (fathead minnow), 1688 nucleotides long. It is a transcript of the gene tmem182a, whose product is annotated as transmembrane protein 182a. The record is from RefSeq and is a predicted model, not a curated record. Gene Ontology annotation, cellular component: membrane. Lineage: Eukaryota; Metazoa; Chordata; Actinopteri; Cypriniformes; Leuciscidae.